This is a messenger RNA of Botrytis sinoallii, 192 nucleotides long. RefSeq lists its product as uncharacterized. The coding region runs from base 1 to 192 and encodes 63 amino acids. NCBI's taxonomy places the organism in Eukaryota, Fungi, Ascomycota, Leotiomycetes, Helotiales, Sclerotiniaceae. The record is from RefSeq and is a predicted model, not a curated record. The transcript has 3 exons.
AUGCUCCGUGAUAAUGCAUACUCGUGGAGUAAGUGUCUAGUUGGCCGAUCAAGGCCAGUGAAAGCGGUAAUUUGGAACGCUGACAGCUUUGCUUUUUUUGCUACUGCCAUGUUUCUAGACACCUACACGUGGUAUACCGGACAAGCAUUGCCAAAAUAUGAUCAUAUGGAAUUAGAGCAGCGUAGAUUCUAA